AUGGCUGGAGCUUUGAUCGGAGAGGCCUUUAUUUCUGCUUCCAUCCAGGUGAUUUGUGACAGAAUUACUUCACCCGACUUCAUCGACUUAUUUCGGCACAAGAAACUCGAUCAACCUCUCAUCAUGAAACUGAAGAGGACCCUGUUGACCUUGAUCGCAGUGCUCGAUGAUGCAGAGGAGAAGCAAAUUGAGAAACCAGCUGUGAGAGAGUGGCUUGACGACCUCAAACAUGCAGUCUUUGAUGCUGAGGACUUGCUGGAUGAGAUCAACUAUGAAGCUUUGCGAUGCAAACUGGAAGGUGAAGCUCAAACAGCCAACAAAUUAACCAACAAGGUGUGGAACUUCCUCCCUACUUCUCGUAAUAAGUUUUAUCAAAGCAUGAAUGUUAAGAUACAAGAGUUGUUGCAAAGAUUAGAAGAUUUUGUACAACUGAAAGGUGCUCUUGGUCUGAGAGAAGAUGUUGGGAGAAAGACAACCCUUGCUCGAAUGCUUUACAAUGACAAUAAGGUGAAAGAGCAUUUUACCCUUAAGGCUUGGGCUUGUGUUUCAGAAGAUUAUGAUGCUAUCAGGGUAACUAAAACUCUUCUCGAGUCAGUGACUUCAAAACCUUGUAAAAAGACAGAUCUGAAUUUGCUUCAAGUUGAGCUAAGUGAAGAACUGAGGGGGAAGAAAUUUUUGUUUGUAUUGGAUGACCUUUGGAAUGAGAAAUAUACUGAUUGGAACUACCUCCAAACUCCUUUUACUUCAGGGGCAAGGGGAAGUAAAGUCCUCGUAACAACACGGAACAAAAAUAUAGCAUCUUUCAUGCAAAAUGUUCCUAUUCAAACCUUGGAACCAUUGUCGCAUGAAGAUUGCUGGUUCUUACUUGCAAAACAUGCAAAUGUAAACUCUAGUUCACAUCCAACCUUGGAAGAAAUUGGCAAGAAAAUUGCACGCAAGUGCAAUGGGUUGCCUUUAGCUGCACAAACACUUGGCGGUGUGUUACGUUCGAGGCCAGACUCUGAGGUAUGGAACAGAGUACUAAACAGCAGCAUUUGGGAGUUACCUUACGAGAAAAGUGACAUUCUUCCCGCUCUAGGAUUGAGUUAUCAUUAUCUUCCAGCUAAGUUAAAGCAAUGCUUUAUUAUUGUUCAAUUUUGCCAAAGGACUAUGAAUUCAUGGUAG
Messenger RNA from Prunus armeniaca (apricot), 1164 nucleotides. The record is from the annotation of a GenBank genome assembly. NCBI's taxonomy places the organism in Eukaryota, Viridiplantae, Streptophyta, Magnoliopsida, Rosales, Rosaceae.